GCGCUCUUCCCUGCCAGCGUGGGCAAGGCAAUAUACCUCAGCCAGGAGCCAUAACAUUGGUGAGUCAAUGGCUUACUGCGCCGGUUCCUCUAAUUGUACUGGCCAAUACGGUCAUAAAUAAUCCUGGAAACAUUCUCCAGUGACUUUACGACCAGAGUGAAAAGUUAAAUGGUUCCGCAGGAUGACCGAGGAGCGCUAGGCCGUCCGUGGGCAGAGCCUCGCGAAACCAACGAAACAAUCACACGCAGUGGAGGAGUAACUUGUCUUCUCGCUGGCCUAGUGAACGGAGAUGUAGCGCCAAGGAAUAUUCCGUAGGAUUAUUACUAGGAUUGUUACAUAAGGACUCGGGGGAUGCCGAAUUCUAUCUCACUUGUAUUUGGUAUACUCGUGUUGAGCCUGGCCGGGCCUGCCGUUGAUGCCGUCAAAUGGUUAGCUCUUCACCGCACCGACCAAAGACACUGGAAUCAAACAGUACAUUGUGUUCGCUCAAAGGUCCAUGGAUUAGUAUCGAAACAAGUGAAAAUAUGUAAGAACAAUUUAGACUUGAUGUCCCCUGUGGCGCACGCCACCCGGUUGACAGUCGCAGCGUGUCAACAAUUAUUUCAAGAUAGAAGAUGGAAUUGCUCAAGUAUUACAAAUGCACCAAAAUUACCUCCAGAUCUUACCUCAGGAACGAGAGAACAAGCUUUCGUGUACGCACUGUCAGCUGCGGCGGUGGCACAUGCCGUGGCGCGGUCAUGCAGCACGGGCGGCACCACACGGUGUAGCUGUGGACGACUCCCAAGAGAGGCCCCCGAUGGGGACUUCAAGUGGGGAGGAUGUAGUGACAAUACGCGCUUCGGAGCACAAUUCGGCAAAUUAUUCGUCGAUGCACCAUGGACAAAAUCAUCAAAAGAAGGAUCAAACAAACGGACUAAAAGUUCAUUGAAUUCUGCGUCGAAUUCUGCUUCGGCUGUUCCGCCACCGGAAGUGGUUACAACAGCGACUCCUGGCGUGAGGAAAAAGAAGCGGAAGGGAUCGCAUUCGCGAUCAAAACGAGCGUUGAUGAAUCGACAUAACAAUGAAGCAGGGAGGCAGGCAUUACUACUAAGUUUAGACAAAUCAUGUAAAUGCCAUGGAGUGUCUGGAUCCUGCUCAUUAAAAACAUGCUGGAAAGCGCUUCCUGAUCUCAUAACAGUUGGGUCACUUAUUAAAAAAAGAUAUCAGAUUGCUGUUGAAGUAGCUAAAAGGAAGGUUGGGAAGAAGAAGAUGCUAGUCCCUAUUGAUUCCCAGAGGAUAUUGUUUAGAGCUGACGAGAUGAUAUAUUAUACAAAAUCACCCGAUUAUUGUAGUCCAGAGAAAAAGCUCGGCUCUAUUGGCACGCACGGAAGGGAGUGUAAAAAAGGUUCCGAAGGUUCGGACGGGUGCGGCUCGAUGUGCUGUGGGCGGGGAUUCUACAGUUACACCAAGUUAGUCAAAGAACGUUGCCACUGUAAAUACUACUGGUGUUGUUACGUCAAAUGCAAAACAUGCACGAAGAACGUUGAAGUACACACGUGUAAAUGAUGUGUUUACCAACAAAAUGGGCAAAAUGGCGGAUAUCUUUGAAGCAAAUAGUUCGGACACGGAGGUCGCAAGGUCAGAACAACGUUUUGCUGCUGUACAGACUCUUAAUCAUGAUUCAGUGCAAAGCUUAUGGAGUGAAUGCACACUAUGUGUACAUGUAGUUCUAAUGCAAGUGUUGAAGCAGGGGAAGUAUAAUGCUCGGUUAUGGUUAAUAGCCGAUACGUUUUUUAUUGGAAAAUGAAAAUGUAAAUGUGGUCACUAUGGGCAGCUCAGAGCAAGAGUGGAGGUCAUAUCACCGUAUAAAGUGCCUUUUCACUGUGACCGAACCCGUAUUACCUCGUGCGUGCGUAGGGAUUUAUCAGAAAUGGAGCUCCGUUGUCAGUCAAGGGACAAGAAUACGAACCAAGUUUAACCGUAGACGAGUUCUUCUAGCUCUCCUAGCUGUAAUGUCGACAGGGAUUUUGUUCGUGUCCCCUGCCUCUGGACACAGGGAAGUCUGUUCUUCAGCAUUGCUCCACCCGGCAUUGUUUUUUUCUCUCCUUAAAUUUAUAUUUUGAGCAGUUAUAUGUAAAUAGUCUAAGAUUAAUCUCAAAAGAAGCAAACUAAUGGCAUAUCCUUCUCAAAUACGAACUCACAUAAAACACUCUUUGAGGAAUAAAUUCGUCGAAUGUCACACUCGUGUCUUGAAGAGCCUGAACGCUAAUAUCACCACCGAAGUUACAUUCAAAGAUAAAAACACGUGAAAAUCACAAAGAGGUAACAUAAUUGGAAGAAUCCUAUCCUGGGUAGGCCUAUGCAUUUGUGCCUUUGACAAGAUCCAACAGUAUUAUUGGAGGCUAACACGACUAUUCAUUAAUUUUGUACAUGUUGAAUUAAUAUGAUAUGCAUAUGUUUAUGGUGACGGUCUUAAAUUAAACAAAAUGUAAAAAAGUUAUUUCCGA
This is a messenger RNA of Lineus longissimus, 2486 nucleotides long. RefSeq names its product protein Wnt-11b-2-like. Bases 352 to 1545 code for a protein of 397 amino acids. Gene Ontology annotation, molecular function: cytokine activity; frizzled binding. Gene Ontology annotation, biological process: multicellular organism development; neuron differentiation; cell fate commitment. NCBI's taxonomy places the organism in Eukaryota, Metazoa, Nemertea, Pilidiophora, Heteronemertea, Lineidae. The transcript is spliced from 6 exons. Gene Ontology annotation, cellular component: extracellular region. The record is from RefSeq and is a predicted model, not a curated record.